UGCUUAUAGACAAGAAGAGUGAGUAGGAGAGAGAGAGAGAGAGACAAUUCCUUAUUUACACUUGGACAAUUUCAUUUCCAAACACUCCAAAACAUGGCAAAAGGAGAAGAAGCAGCCAAACAGCUCCCCAGGGUUUUAGUUCUCCGACCACCCCCAAUGUUCAAGAUGUUCGAAAAGGAAUUCUCAGAAAAAUUCCAAUUCCUCAAAGCAUGGGAAUCUCCAAUUCCCACCGACCAAUUCCUCGCUGCCGAAGCAAGUUCCAUAGAAGCGAUGCUCACAUCCGGCAGCGGUCCGGUCACCCCCGACAUCCUCCGCCACCUCCUGUCGGUCCGGAUCAUCGUAACCUCCAGCGUCGGCGUCAACCACAUCGACUUGCAAGAGUGCCGCAGCCGUGGAAUCGCCGUCGCAGCCGGCGGCGACGUGGUCUCGGAGGACGUUGCCGACACGGCGGUUGCGCUGUUGAUUGAUGUUAUAAGAGGAAUUAGUGCUUCGGAUCGGUACGUUCGUGGUGGUCUUUGGCCUAUCAAAGGGGAAUAUCCUCAUGGUUCCAAGUUGGGAGGCAAGCGAGUUGGGAUUGUUGGACUAGGAAACAUUGGCUUAGAAGUUGCAAAGAGGCUUGAGGCUUUUGGCUGCCCUAUCUCCUACAAUUCAAGGAAGAACAAACCAUCCAUUUCCUUCCCUUUUUACCAUAAUGUCUGUGACCUAGCAUCAAACUGUGAUAUCCUUGUCAUUUGUUGUGAUUUGACUGAUAAAACUCACCAUAUGAUCAACAAACAAGUCUUGGCAGCAUUGGGAAAAGAGGGAGUCAUCGUAAACAUUGCACGUGGGUCUAUCAUUGAUGAGAAGGAAUUGGUGCGGUGUUUGGUUCAAGGAGAGAUUGCCGGUGCUGGUUUGGAUGUGUUUGAGAAUGAGCCUGAGGUUCCUAGAGAGUUCUUUGCGAUGGACAAUGUUGUGCUAUCACCACACCGAGCUGUCAGUACAGAGGAAUCAUCUAGGGCUAACCAUGAACUUAUUUCGGGGAACUUGGACGCUUUCUUCUCAAAUAAACCAUUACUGUCUCAGAGAAGAAGCAAAAGAAGAAAGAAGGGAAGAAGAAGAAAGAGGCAGACGACGGACGUGCUGCAACGAUCGGACGAGCUGCGACGAUCGGCUGGGUGAUCGGCAGAAUGGAGGGACCUCUCUCUCUCUGUUUCCCUCUCUUCUCUCAUCUCUCUUUCUCCCUCUCUCUCUGAUGAUCGGCUGGGUGAUCGGUAGAAUGGAGGGGCCUCUCUCUCUGUGUUUCCCUCUCUCCUCUCCUCUCUCUCUUGCCUUCCACUUCUUCAGAUGUAAACGAGAGAAAAAAAAAAAUGGGGGAUUCAGGGGAAUGAUUUUUUGGGAGAAAAAUCAUUUCUCUUUUUUUAAAUUCAUUUAUUUUUAUUGAAUUACAUAUUGAUUCAUAAAGAAAAUUA
Molecule: messenger RNA, 1448 nt
Organism: Camellia sinensis
Lineage: Eukaryota; Viridiplantae; Streptophyta; Magnoliopsida; Ericales; Theaceae
Product: glyoxylate/hydroxypyruvate reductase HPR3
Cellular component (GO): cytosol
Molecular function (GO): NAD binding; glyoxylate reductase (NADPH) activity; hydroxypyruvate reductase [NAD(P)H] activity
Source: RefSeq, a predicted model, not a curated record